Pipra filicauda (Wire-tailed manakin) is the source of this 409-nucleotide messenger RNA. It is a transcript of the gene NPB, whose product is annotated as neuropeptide B. Gene Ontology annotation, biological process: G protein-coupled receptor signaling pathway; feeding behavior. The record is from RefSeq and is a predicted model, not a curated record. Bases 12 to 362 code for a protein of 116 amino acids. Lineage: Eukaryota; Metazoa; Chordata; Aves; Passeriformes; Pipridae. Gene Ontology annotation, molecular function: G protein-coupled receptor binding. The transcript has 2 exons.
CCGCUGGCACCAUGCGCGCUGCCCUGGCACUGGCGCUGCUCGUGCUGUGCCGCCCUGCCGAGCCCUGGUACCGACAGGCGGCCCGGCCCCUCCACUACUCGGUGGGCAGAGCUUCGGGUCUGCUCUCCAGCCUCCGCCGCCCGCCGCACACCCGUCGCUCCGACACCGACGGCUCUUCCGAGCCCGGCCGCGCCGAGGUGCCGCCCCGUUUGGACCGCGCGCUCCGCGCCACCGUGCUGUGCCUGACGGAUGUGGCCCCCGAGCCGCGGAGCUGCCGGGCGCUGCCGGGAGUGCCCAGAGCUCUCCGGUGCAGGGCGGAUGUGAGCAUGUCCUGGGACCCUGUGGAGUGUGCGGUGUCCUGAGCCGGCACUGGUGGCUCUGGGGAAAUAAUAAAAGUGCUUGGGCUGGC